Molecule: messenger RNA, 897 nt
Organism: Cyphellophora attinorum
Lineage: Eukaryota; Fungi; Ascomycota; Eurotiomycetes; Chaetothyriales; Cyphellophoraceae
Product: Target of rapamycin complex 2 subunit AVO2
Exons: 2
Coding region: 1-897 (298 amino acids)
Cellular component (GO): nucleus; cytoplasm
Molecular function (GO): protein binding
Source: RefSeq, a predicted model, not a curated record
AUGGAGCGGGGUGAAGCGUCCACGAGAUUGAGGGAGGCUAUUCAGCUCGAUGAUACCUCGCUGGUCCAGCGCAUGCUGAAGGAAUCACCGCAAUCGCUACAGAACCCAGACUUCUCUGACAAGAGCAACACGUCCUUGCACCUCGCCGCAUUGUAUGGCCACGCAGAGAUCGCAGAGUACCUGAUAUCACUGGGCCACGACAGAGAGGUCGACCCCGACUUCCAAGAAUACAUAUGGAGCCCUGACUGCACAAAUCUGGGUACUUCGAUCAACACUGAUGGGCAUAGUCCUCUGCACCUAGCCGCAGCGUAUUCCAGACCAGACUGUGUCGAACUGCUGUGCACGCAAUUUCCGAAAACAGUCAAUCGAGCAGAUAAGCACGGCCGCACACCACUACAUCUGGCAGCAGGCGCUCAUAUUGAGCCUAGAGUGGCUCUGCAGACCGCUCGACCCUCCAAGCCUGCCUCAAACGAGGAUGUGUCAGUGAUAGAGACACUGGUUGCACACGGAGCACGAUUGGAUGCGCAAGACUCGAAAGGAAACACCUGUCUGCAUUAUGCCACGGCUUGGGGAAAUUUGAAGGCUGUCAGAGCCCUUGUUGAGGCUGGAGCGGUCCCUACCAGCACGAACCGUGAGGGCUGGAAGCCGAAUGCUUACAGCCUUACUGUGCAGGCAGACGUCUACUACAAAGCCUUGGUCACCGACUGGGAGAAGCGGAGGGAGGAAGACGCACAGCGAGAGAGCGAGCGGUCGCAUAGCCGAAGCGUUCGUCUUGUCCAGGCAGACGAUGGCGACGACUACUCGAGUCGAAGUCGUGCCGGUAGCGCCAGAAGCCAUGGUACUAGCAACACUGACACCGGUCUGGGAAUCAGCGCACCUACUAUGGAGGCCUUCUAG